This is a messenger RNA of Paraglomus brasilianum, 648 nucleotides long. Lineage: Eukaryota; Fungi; Glomeromycota; Glomeromycetes; Paraglomerales; Paraglomeraceae. The record is from the annotation of a GenBank genome assembly.
AUGGCUGACAUCAAACAGAGUCUCAAACAGUUGAAAGAACUGUUUCAAGAAGAACUAAUAACCAAGGAAGUAUAUGGAGACAGACAGAACACACUUCUUGAUCAACUAGACAUUAUCAAACAAGGCGAAUUCUUUCCGCUUAUGAAUCUAUUUGACAAAGCAGACUUCAAAGAGUUAUUCCAACUGAACAAUGAUGUCCUUAUUUGCAGCCAAAUGAAGAUGCUUAUUGAUCAAUUGUAUCAAGUGGCCAUUAUUAAGCAGGAACUAAAACAGAAUGUGGUGUUGACACAUGUCUUAAAGGGAGCUGGAGGUGUGGGUAAGACUACAACACUUUAUACUAAUACUAUUGCCUACACCACCCAAAAGGCAGGAUGUCUUGUCAUGUACAUAAAUGCCAAGCAUUUCACAGAUGGUACAGAGUGGAUUAACAUGAAAGUUUGUGAAUUUAUGGCCAAGUGGCUUGGAUACACCCCAAACAUUGACAUGUUAAAGAAAUUUCGAUUCUCCACAUCAUCUAUGUCUCUAUAUGACAUUGCUCAUAUUGCAGCCAAUAAUCCUGACCAAUCUGUCUUGGCCUUUCAAAAAUUCAUUUCUGCUCUUAAACUAAUUACUGUUGUACCAGUAAUCUUCUGUGUAGUGCACUCCUAA